UUAUUGGAAUUUGUGGGUGUAUUUGUUGAUUUUUCUGUACUAAUUUCUUUCUUAAACAAACAUGAAUUACUGAGAAGUAAUGCAUAAAGCUCAGGGUUUAAGUAUUCAAAACAACCUUUCUCCGUAAAAAGAUACAAUGAGCAGAAACAUGGAACAUCCGCUUUCUCUCAAACUAAGUUCUUUAAGCGUCAUAUCUCAAUGCAAAUUAGAACGGAUACUAUCACUAUGUGGCGAUAAGAAGGACUUAAUUAUUGAUCCUGCACUAAUCAAGCCCUUGGAAAGAAUUUGCGGUGUUAGCUGGUUACGCCAGCAUGGAAUUGACAAAAUCUACAAAAUGGACCCACAGCUGGGUCCCACAGCCAACACAAACAGAGUAUACUUCAUCCCGUCUUGCAUCCAGAAGUACAAGUGUGUCCUCGACCAGAUCUCUUCAGUCCUCAGCCAAAAUGCCUCCCUAGCUCAUCAGAAUUGUUUUCACAUAAUUAUAGUCCCUAAAGUUGUAUGUUCUUAUGAUUCUCUUCUGGAAAGCAGAGGCCUAUACGGUGUAGUCAAACUACACCCCUUUACCUGGGAACUUAUGGCCUUAGAUGAGCAACUACUAAGCUUAGAACUACCAUUUUUAUUCAAGCAGCUAUUUGUAGAGCAAAAUCAUUCCUUGUUGUCAGGCAUUUCCAUGUCUUUGUGGAGUUUAUUUCAUGUCAUAGGCCGGCCUAAAGCUAUAUUUUCAGUUGGGAAGUUGUCAGCAAGCGUUUUGGAUAUGCUUGAGGUCUAUAAUGAAACAUAUGCGAGGGAUUUUUUGACAGAAGAGAGUUCAAAUGAAAUUGGUGCAUUGAUAGUUGUUGAUAGAAGCCAGGAUUAUGCAUCUAGUCUUCUUACUCCUGCUACAUAUAGUGGAUUGCUGAGUGAAAUAUUUAAAAUUAAUUGUGGGCAUUUAGAACUGAAUGUCAAAGACACUAAGAUAAAGAAAGGAAAACUGAAUUUUGACUUUGAAGAAGAUAAAACAGUUGCAAAAAAUACAAUUAUGACUUUAGAUAGUUCAAUAGACUGUCUGUAUGGAGAGAUAAAACAUAGACAUUUCUCAGAAGUACUAAGUGUUCUAAGCUCUAAAGCAAAACUAUUGAAAAAUGAAGAUAUAAAAGCAUUGGGAAUACAAGAAAUGAAACAUUUUGUAGCAACAAAAUUACAACAAGUCACACUUUUUAAACAAAGUCUAGUCAAUCAUGUAUUAGCCUGUGAGACCAUCAUUUCAGAAAUGAGCAACAAGUUUGAGAACCUCAAACUGACAGAGACAGAUAUGCUCAAUAACAAGAAUAAGAAAUCAAACUUUACUUUUGUUGAUGAGAAUUUUGGCACUGACAUACAUGUCUACAACAGCUUACGGCUUAUGUGUUUACUAAGUUUAACUCAAGGCCUGUCGUAUGACGAAUAUAAUUCACUAGUAAACAAGUACUUACUAGCUUUCGGAUACAAUUUCUUAUAUGUAUUUAACAACUUAAUCAAUGCUGGAUUGCUAAUUCAACCAUCAACAUUAAAGUUGUCUCUUAAUAUAUCAAAUCUUGGCAACUUAAGUGACAGACUACCAAAAUGGCAGAAUAGUUUCCAAACUACAGCUAACAAACUCAAAAUGCUUCCUCCUGAGGAUGCCAGUAAAUCAUCACCAGGCUAUGUCUUCAAUGGAGGCUACAUACCUUUAAUAGCAACACUUUGCAAUACUGUAUUAACUUCAGAUUCCUUACUAGAUGUUUUAACUAAACUGUCAGCUUUACCUGAUUUGAAAGUUGGUGGUAAAAUAGUUGAAAAUUUUAAAGUUGGUAUAGAAACAUUUGAUGAGAAAAUUGACAACUUAAAACCUCAGAGUGACCUGGAUUUUGGUUGCAAAGAUACAAACUUGGUUAAACUACUUAAAAAUGACACUAGAGUAGGUGGGUUUCCGCUGAAGCCUAAAACUGUAUUAGUGUAUGUUGUUGGUGGUGUGAACUAUGCUGAGAUAGCGGCGUGUGAUGUGAUACAAACGGCGACGGGCAGCAAGAUAUAUGUGGCAAGCGACUGCAUAGCUAACGGGGGUGAUCUUAUGGCUGCUAACACUUGAGGUCCCAGUCUCAAAGUGUGAAGGCUUUAAAUUUUUAUGAAUGCUUACUUUCAUACUAUAUAUGACAUAGCUCAUAUAUGUAUUUACUAUUUAGGUUGCAAGUUUCUAGUUGUAAACAUGAGCCACAAUUUUCAGUGCCAGAUUAUGACUUUAUGUAACCUGUGAAAUUCAUCCUGAACAAAUAAUAUACAAGGUGCUCGCGAGGAACCCAUACUUUUUUAACUUUAACGGCAUAUUCUUGGUCACAUUUUAAGACUAAAAUGUC
Molecule: messenger RNA, 2354 nt
Organism: Leguminivora glycinivorella
Lineage: Eukaryota; Metazoa; Arthropoda; Insecta; Lepidoptera; Tortricidae
Gene: Vps33B
Product: vacuolar protein sorting-associated protein 33B
Exons: 2
Coding region: 137-2089 (650 amino acids)
Biological process (GO): intracellular protein transport; vesicle-mediated transport
Cellular component (GO): CORVET complex; lysosome
Source: RefSeq, a predicted model, not a curated record